AUGUCCUUUCCCAGUAGCUCUCCUGCGGCAAACCCAUUUUUAGUGGACUCUUUAAUUGGUGCCUGCAGGACGGACAGCUUUUACUCCAACAGCAACAUGUACAUGCAGUCUGGCUCAGAAAUGGGAACCUACGGAAUGCAAACCUGUGGACUUCUGCCGUCUUUUGGCAAAAGAGCUGGGGAGGUCAACCACCAAAAUACGGGCAUGAGUGUCCACUCGUACAUACCUCACAUAGAUAACUGGACUGAUCCGAGUAGAACCUGCAGACUAGAGCCGCCCAGUCAGAUGUCAAACUGUACAUUUUCACAGAGCAUAAAGGAGGAGAGUAACUGCUGCAUGUACUCCGAUAAAAGAGUACAAAAAGUCAGCUCGCCAGAGGUCCCUGCAUAUUCUAAUGUUAUCGCUGAAACUUGCCCUGUCGAUGGUCCCGAGAUCCCGGUUCCAGGCUAUUUCAGACUAAGCCAAACUUAUGCGAACGGGAAGCAUCCGGAAAACUACUGCCAUGAACCGCCGAGUCCCAACCCGACACUCAUGCAGCUCAACCGGGUCUCUGACAAACCGCUGCCAUCAUCCUCUUCUAAUUUUGCAGAGGCGAAAAAGAAAAUUCAGGAGUUUCCACAGAACCACGAAACCACAAGAACACCGGUCCCCGCAGAAAGCCCGGAUCCAAAGUCCAACUCGGAGGAAAAAAGCUGUCCAGUGGAAGCCCCUGCAUCCAGCCCUGAGCUGCAGCAGAAGGAAGGGAAAGACUUCAAGAGUGACACAUUAACGAACAACUGGCUAACAGCGAAAAGUGGGAGAAAGAAAAGGUGCCCCUACACAAAGCACCAGACCUUGGAGUUGGAGAAGGAGUUUCUGUUCAACAUGUACCUGACCCGGGAGCGCCGCCUAGAGAUCAGCAGGACCGUCAACCUGACCGACAGGCAGGUCAAGAUUUGGUUUCAGAACCGCAGGAUGAAACUGAAGAAAAUGAACAGAGAAAACCGCAUCCGAGAACUGACCUCAAAUCUCACCUUUUCGUGA
Molecule: messenger RNA, 1023 nt
Organism: Melanotaenia boesemani (Boeseman's rainbowfish)
Lineage: Eukaryota; Metazoa; Chordata; Actinopteri; Atheriniformes; Melanotaeniidae
Gene: hoxd10a
Product: homeobox D10a
Exons: 2
Coding region: 1-1023 (340 amino acids)
Biological process (GO): regulation of transcription by RNA polymerase II
Cellular component (GO): nucleus
Molecular function (GO): DNA-binding transcription factor activity, RNA polymerase II-specific; RNA polymerase II cis-regulatory region sequence-specific DNA binding
Source: RefSeq, a predicted model, not a curated record